GACAUAAAGUAACAGUAAUUACAAUUGAUAUGUUAACGCUAUUAAUUUGAAAUUCGCAUAUUAAAUAUAACGGUGUCAAAAUUUGCUGUUUAUUAAUUAGAAAUGACGAGUCCAAAUAUAUCUUUGUUGAUAUGGUGUGAUGGCCGUAUUGUGAGUUCUCCGUGUGGAAUAGAAUACCACGGGGGUCGUCCGGUUAAUAUGGCGCUUAGCGAGAGAAUGAGUUUCGAGGAAUUACAAAAUAUUUGUAGAAGAGCAGUUUCUACCGACGGGGAAGUAGAAAUUUCAAAAAUCUACUUUCGGCUUCCAAGAAUAGUUGAGGGUGCGAUACGGUCGUACUCGUUGUUUUCUGUGGAGAAUAACGAGCAUGUGUUUGGAAUUCUGAACGAGGUCGUGCGGUAUCCGCAACUAGAGAUUUUGGAAUUGUACGUGGAAUACGAGGCCGUGGUUCGCAACACGACUUUACUAGAUCAGUUGGUCUUAGGUGAUUCAAGCGGGUCUGAGAGGGGUAGUGGUGAAGAGGAAGAAGAGGAAGAAGAGGAUUUCUACGACAGCAACGAAGAGGAUGUCGAGGAAGACUUAGGAGCAGAUUCGCAAUAUGAGUCGCAACUUCCUGAGCAUGUAAGAACGGCGGAUCUUUGCGACUUUGACGUCGCCCCGGAGGCUGAUGAAAAGAUUAUGUGGGAUCCUGGGAUGGAAUUCCGAGUAGGGAUGGUAUUCCCAAAUCGCGAUGCCGUCCGAGCUUGUGCGACUACUUAUUCGGUCGGGGUGGGAAGGGAGUUCAAGGGUCGCCGGACUACCAACUCCACAAUAGUGUUGGCUUGCAGGCAGAACCCUGUAUGUAAAUGGUGGCUGCGCGCUACACUUCUGCAAGCAACUCAGACGUGGACGUUGACAAAAUAUAUUGGCCCGCACACGUGCAAUCAGCUGUUACCUGAUCCAAACCAUCAGAAUUUUGGGUCUGUUGCAAUCGCAGACUAUAUCAAGGGUCAAGUAAAGCUGCAACGUGAUAUACGGAUCGAUACCCUCAGAGCUGGAAUUUGGCAACAAGUUGGAGUUAGGCCUCCGUAUAAACGAACCUGGAAUGCAAAGGAAAAGGCAAUAGCUGAUGUUUACGGUGGCUGGUAUGAAUCAUUUGGUAUGGUUCACAAGUUCAUGAACGAGAUGAUGCAUGUCAACCCUGGAUCUUUCUGGGAUGCAGAAGGCGCUGAGGUGUACACCGACGGGAUCCUUCAGCCGAAAGUCGUAACGUUCAUCCGAAUGUUCUGGACUUUCAAACCGACAAUUGAAGGGUUUCGUUUUUGCAAGCCAGUUUUGUUCGUCGACGGUACUCAUUUGUAUGGCAAAUACAAAAUGACCUUGUUGAUCGCGUCGGCAAUCGAUGGGAACAGUCACAUCAUGCCACUGGCAUUUGCACUUGUUGAAUCUGAAAGUACUGCCAGUUAUGAGUACUUUUUUGAACAUUUGCGUGAGCACGUGAUUUGCGAAAGGAAGGUGGCCAUUAUAUCUGAUCGGCAUGCUGGAAUAUUGUCGGUUCUGAAGCGUCCUGAAUGGGCCGGUGUCGCCCACAAGUUUUGCAUCAGACAUUUCUGUAGUAAUUUUCAGACCAAGUUUAGGAAUAAGGUUUUGAAGAAGCUGGCGGAUAAAGCAGGUAAUGAUUUUAUACGAGUCAUUAUAAACGCUACAUAGGUUAUUAUUAUGCGCUAAUAUUAUGGUUUGCCACAUAGGCCGAGCAUAUCAGAAGCACAAGUAUAAACGCUACAUGGCAGCGAUCGAGGUUAGAAGCCCAGAAGCGUAUGCAUGGCUGACUAAGCAAGAAAAGCGGCCUAAAGAAAAGUGGACAAGGGUGUAUGACAAAAAAGGGCAACGACACAAUGUGAUGACAACUAACUAUGCUGAGUCUGUCAACGCGACACUGAAGAAUAUAAGGGGGCUUCCGAUCACAUCAAUGCUUGAGGCAAUUUUUGCUCGGAUGGUUAAAAUGUUCGACACGCGUUGGAAGACGUAUGAGGAGUUGAUUGCUACAAACGUUCACUACACCCCAAUAUGCAUCCAACUACUGAAGCAGAGGGGGGAGAAGGCCCGUUUUCAUACAAGUCAGACGUACGACCGUUCUACGAUGACAUGCAAAGUGGAAACUAGGAAGAACCACUCAAAUGGGAGAGGAGGAAAUACCCAUACGGUAAAUCUUCAGCAUAAGAAAUGCACGUGCGGUAAAUUCCAGCAAUUUAAGUUGCCCUGCUCUCAUGCUAUGGCCGUUUGUGCGAAGGAGAAGCUGAACCCUCUUGAGUUUGUGCAUUGGCAUUACCAGACCAAGUUUGCAAUUCAAUGCUGGAACACUCCAUUUAAAGUGUUACGUGCCGGCACAUACUGGAAGAAGUCCGGCGUAGGCGAACCCCACUUCAUUCCAAACCCUGAAUGGCGUCGACAAAGAGGGCGUCCAGUCAACCAGCGCUUCAGGAACGAGAUGGAUCAGGAAUACAGGGAAGAUCUGAGUCCUAACUGGUGUAGUAGAUGUUGUCGCCGGGGUCACAAUGCAAAUGAUUGUACCAAUCCUAUCCGAGAUGAGUAGAUUAUGACUGUUAUCGUGUAAUAGACAGGAAGUAGUUAUGACUGUUAUUGUAUUUGUGAUGACUGUUAUUGUAUUUGUGAUGAUUGUUAUUGUUUUAAUGAAUGUUACUUUAGUAAUGUAUUAUUCUUAUGAAUCUCCUUUUAGUAAUUCUUACGAAUAUCAUUCACUAAUGUAUUAUUCUUAUGAAUGUUUGUUGUAAUUUUUAAUAACUGUUGUAUGUAUUUGUUAUUUCAGCUAUGGCUGAACGUCGGGACUACUACACUCCUGGGCCGUUGGUGCCAGACGUUCUGACAAUGCAGGACGAUCACAGAUCCUCGGUUAUUUGGGAUAACCAGGGCGACGAGUCUUCCUUAGGGUCACGUUCGAGCGCCAGACUUACUCCAUUUCACGAGCUAGAUUCUCGCAUCAGGAAUGGGAUUAUUCAGACUGGCAUGUCUGGUUUUCUAGCGAUGCGCCAGUUUCCAGUUGACUUGUGCCUUAUCACAGCUCUUGUGGAGAGGUGGAGACCAGAGACACACACGUUUUGGUUUCCAGAGGGCGAGUGUACUAUCACGCUGCCGGACGUGGCCAUCCUGACAGGGCUCCCAGUGGAUGGGACGCCAGUUACCGGACCUCGUAUACGGGAUUGGAACACGGUGUCUGUUCCUCUUUUAGGGAGGCAGUUAGAGGUCAGCCGUCCCCGUAAACCGGGGUCCUCGUGGGUCAGUGGUUCUUGGUUGUCAGCCCAGUUUGGUGGUUGGACGGUAUUGCCUGCGGGUGCUACAGAGGAUCAGGUUGACCAGGCGGUUCGAGGUUACCUUUGGGCUGCUUUACAGGGUCUGUGCUUUCCGGACUUGAACAGCGGCCACUUGGGCGUGAGGAUUCUUCCGCAUCUGGCGGAUUUAGGCCACUUGCGCGAUAUUAGCUGGGGAUCGGCUGUUCUGGCGUAUUUGUACCACGAGCUAUGCCUCUGCGCCUCUGCUUCGGCGGACAGACAGAACAUCGGGGGCGCCGUGUGGAUUCUACAGCUCUGGGCUUACGAGCGACUUAGGCCAUUGCGACCCCGUUUGGCCGACUUUGAUGUCA
Molecule: messenger RNA, 3634 nt
Organism: Mercurialis annua (annual mercury)
Lineage: Eukaryota; Viridiplantae; Streptophyta; Magnoliopsida; Malpighiales; Euphorbiaceae
Exons: 3
Coding region: 103-1686 (527 amino acids)
Source: RefSeq, a predicted model, not a curated record